Messenger RNA from Miscanthus lutarioriparius, 384 nucleotides. Lineage: Eukaryota; Viridiplantae; Streptophyta; Magnoliopsida; Poales; Poaceae. The record is from the annotation of a GenBank genome assembly.
AUGAAGCGGCAGCCACCACACACUCGCGGCGGCGGCGGCGGCGGCGACGCUCCGGCCGGCGAGAGCGGAAGCGGAAGCGGCGGAGGGUUCAAGAAGGGGAAGGGAAAAGGGAGGUGGGGCGGCGGGAGUCGGAGGCGGAACGAGCAGCGGCUGGGCGUCGGCGGCGGCGGGGCGCUCUCCCUCGCCGCCUUCGCCAGCGCCAAGUCCCGGAACACCGGCUACAACCCGGCCCUCAUCAAGAAGCAAAGGGAAUUCUACAAGAAUGCUAAAUUAAUUAGCAAGUACAAAAAGACAAAGAAGCAUCAAAGUCAGUCAAACAACCAUCCAGAAAUUCCAAUCCAUGAGGAUGGUGGUGACACUGCCCAAGAUGUGCCAAAGCUGUAG